This is a messenger RNA of Tribolium castaneum (red flour beetle), 1032 nucleotides long. RefSeq lists its product as uncharacterized. The coding region runs from base 278 to 943 and encodes 221 amino acids. Lineage: Eukaryota; Metazoa; Arthropoda; Insecta; Coleoptera; Tenebrionidae. The transcript is spliced from 4 exons. The record is from RefSeq and is a predicted model, not a curated record.
GAAAAAAAUAUACAGUGUGAUUCACGCCCCAAAAAUGGGCCCCCUUGACUCACUUCCCCCAAUCAAACCACUUUUGAUUGUUUUUCGGCACCGAAAAAAUUGAUUAAAAUUGUCCCCACGUCCGUCCGCAUUAUUUCCGCCACCACAACGCAUGACAAUGUUUAUACGAUCCACUUAACUAUUUGUCUUGAAUAUAAAAAACAAGAGUAGGCCAAUGUUUACCUUACUUGAAAAUAUUUUUUUGAUUCAUUGUUAAAGUAACAACGGGGCUAAGAACAUGUUUGUGAUUUUUGUGAUUUUUUUGGCGGUGGGCCCCACCUGGGGGGCCAAGGAUUCGUACUUGGAGGCCUACGAGGCGUCGCAUAAAGGGCCCCAAAAAACGGACCGGGAAUAUAACGAGUUUCCUUAUCCGGGGCCCCCUGUGGUCCCCGUGUAUGGCCCACCCUCGGCCCCCGCUUAUGGGCCCCCCACAGCGCCUGUGUACGGCCCCCCGAUGAAACCUUUUCCGGUGUAUGGACCCCCGGCCCCCAUAUAUGGGGCCCCCCACGGCAUGUUGGGUCUUCUGGAUAAGUUAAAAUUCAAAUUGGAUUUGUUCACACUUGGAAAAAUUUUGUUAAAAAUUGUUCUUUUCAAAAAGUUUGUGAGUUUUGUUGCUAUUUUAUGUUUGUUGCUUUUUAUUCCCUAUUUGAAACAUAAAACGGACGAAGGGAUGCCCGAAGGUGGCGACGAUGAUGACGACGCUAUGAGGGGCUUUAAACCUCAAGACAAAUUUUUGGAUAAUAUCAGCCAAUUUGUGGUGGGGGCCAUUGAUAAUUUUUCGAAAAAAUAUGAAGGGGAAAAAUGUGACAAUGUUUACUGUCGGACGAGAAAAAUUGUGCAAGAAAUUGAUAAUAAAAUCACCUACAAAAAGUUGGCUGGCCUUUAUUUGAGAGAUGCACAAUAAAUUGCCAUUAGCCACGUGUAGAAUAAUUUAUUCAUUACCAAAUUUAUUUAUUUAAUUUAUUACAAGUACAAAUAAAUAAUUAAUUAGCA